Saccharomyces cerevisiae S288C is the source of this 1833-nucleotide messenger RNA. It is a transcript of the gene ARE1, whose product is annotated as sterol acyltransferase. Gene Ontology annotation, molecular function: acyltransferase activity, transferring groups other than amino-acyl groups. The coding region runs from base 1 to 1833 and encodes 610 amino acids. Gene Ontology annotation, cellular component: endoplasmic reticulum membrane. The record is from RefSeq and is marked reviewed. The transcript has a single exon. NCBI's taxonomy places the organism in Eukaryota, Fungi, Ascomycota, Saccharomycetes, Saccharomycetales, Saccharomycetaceae.
AUGACGGAGACUAAGGAUUUGUUGCAAGACGAAGAGUUUCUUAAGAUCCGCAGACUCAAUUCCGCAGAAGCCAACAAACGGCAUUCGGUCACGUACGAUAACGUGAUCCUGCCACAGGAGUCCAUGGAGGUUUCGCCACGGUCGUCUACCACGUCGCUGGUGGAGCCAGUGGAGUCGACUGAAGGAGUGGAGUCGACUGAGGCGGAACGUGUGGCAGGGAAGCAGGAGCAGGAGGAGGAGUACCCUGUGGACGCCCACAUGCAAAAGUACCUUUCACACCUGAAGAGCAAGUCUCGGUCGAGGUUCCACCGAAAGGAUGCUAGCAAGUAUGUGUCGUUUUUUGGGGACGUGAGUUUUGAUCCUCGCCCCACGCUCCUGGACAGCGCCAUCAACGUGCCCUUCCAGACGACUUUCAAAGGUCCGGUGCUGGAGAAACAGCUCAAAAAUUUACAGUUGACAAAGACCAAGACCAAGGCCACGGUGAAGACUACGGUGAAGACUACGGAGAAAACGGACAAGGCAGAUGCCCCCCCAGGAGAAAAACUGGAGUCGAACUUUUCAGGGAUCUACGUGUUCGCAUGGAUGUUCUUGGGCUGGAUAGCCAUCAGGUGCUGCACAGAUUACUAUGCGUCGUACGGCAGUGCAUGGAAUAAGCUGGAAAUCGUGCAGUACAUGACAACGGACUUGUUCACGAUCGCAAUGUUGGACUUGGCAAUGUUCCUGUGCACUUUCUUCGUGGUUUUCGUGCACUGGCUGGUGAAAAAGCGGAUCAUCAACUGGAAGUGGACUGGGUUCGUUGCAGUGAGCAUCUUCGAGUUGGCUUUCAUCCCCGUGACGUUCCCCAUUUACGUCUACUACUUUGAUUUCAACUGGGUCACGAGAAUCUUCCUGUUCCUGCACUCCGUGGUGUUUGUUAUGAAGAGCCACUCGUUUGCCUUUUACAACGGGUAUCUUUGGGACAUAAAGCAGGAACUCGAGUACUCUUCCAAACAGUUGCAAAAAUACAAGGAAUCUUUGUCCCCAGAGACCCGCGAGAUUCUGCAAAAAAGUUGCGACUUUUGCCUUUUCGAAUUGAACUACCAGACCAAGGAUAACGACUUCCCCAACAACAUCAGUUGCAGCAAUUUCUUCAUGUUCUGUUUGUUCCCCGUCCUCGUGUACCAGAUCAACUACCCAAGAACGUCGCGCAUCAGAUGGAGGUAUGUGUUGGAGAAGGUGUGCGCCAUCAUUGGCACCAUCUUCCUCAUGAUGGUCACGGCACAGUUCUUCAUGCACCCGGUGGCCAUGCGCUGUAUCCAGUUCCACAACACGCCCACCUUCGGCGGCUGGAUCCCCGCCACGCAAGAGUGGUUCCACCUGCUCUUCGACAUGAUUCCGGGCUUCACUGUUCUGUACAUGCUCACGUUUUACAUGAUAUGGGACGCUUUAUUGAAUUGCGUGGCGGAGUUGACCAGGUUUGCGGACAGAUAUUUCUACGGCGACUGGUGGAAUUGCGUUUCGUUUGAAGAGUUUAGCAGAAUCUGGAACGUCCCCGUUCACAAAUUUUUACUAAGACACGUGUACCACAGCUCCAUGGGCGCAUUGCAUUUGAGCAAGAGCCAAGCUACAUUAUUUACUUUUUUCUUGAGUGCCGUGUUCCACGAAAUGGCCAUGUUCGCCAUUUUCAGAAGGGUUAGAGGAUAUCUGUUCAUGUUCCAACUGUCGCAGUUUGUGUGGACUGCUUUGAGCAACACCAAGUUUCUACGGGCAAGACCGCAGUUGUCCAACGUUGUCUUUUCGUUUGGUGUCUGUUCAGGGCCCAGUAUCAUUAUGACGUUGUACCUGACCUUAUGA